This is a messenger RNA of Bacidia gigantensis, 1572 nucleotides long. RefSeq lists its product as uncharacterized. The transcript has 2 exons. The record is from RefSeq and is a predicted model, not a curated record. The coding region runs from base 1 to 1572 and encodes 523 amino acids. Lineage: Eukaryota; Fungi; Ascomycota; Lecanoromycetes; Lecanorales; Ramalinaceae.
AUGUCACUUGCCAGGAGGAGGUCAAUGGACGACCUACCGCAAGAGCUUGUGAGGGAAAUCAUCGAUCAUUCAGUCGAAAAUGAUAGCAACGAAACACGCGCAUGGCUGAAAGGUCUUCGCCUCCUUUGCCACAAGUUCGCAAUUGCCACUGCCCCUGCUCUGUUCAGCCAAAUUCCAGUCUGGAUUAGUGAAGGUAGUCUCCAGAAUCUUAAGGAUGUCUCCGAGCAUCCCCAAAUCUCUCGACAUGUUCGCGGUAUCUUUUUCUCACCUUUACGACUCAUUGAUCAGGACAUGGAUCAACGAGAGGCGAAGUUCGUUGCUAAGAAGCGUCGAGAAGGAAAGGAGGCCACUGAGUAUAAGGACGCUCAUGAGAAGUAUGUUUACGGCCUCGAGAAAUUUGAGCACGAUCGAACCUUGCUCCUGCACCAAAUUGAGGGUCUCGAGAUACUGACCGAUGCUUUCGAACAUCUGCCAAAUAUGACAAACCUGCACAUUGGCAGGAGUCAGAUUGGGAGGAACGAGAUCAGGCAUGGUGACUGCGUCUGCGAGGAGUUCUCAAAUGACGGGGAACAUACCCUGUCGCUCCUGUUCGAAGCGCUGGCAAUUUCUAGCAAGCCCUUACAAUUAUUCAUCGUGAAAGAUACUGAGAUCAUGUCCGAACACAAACUUCGCUGGACCUCGUACACAUUCGUUGGAAGGGGCACAUUCUCAGCAGCAGCAGUCUGCACAGCAAUCAACGCCCUCGGGAAAAGAAAGGAACAGCUUUUUGCUAAUGUCAAAACCUUCGACCUAUCUGCCGAGUUGUUAUGCAUUGGUAGAUCUGGCGAGGACAUCUGCACAACCAUACGUACGCUACUAUCUGAAUGCAAAAAUCUCGAGAGUCUGACCUUAUGCCCCAUGCUGAUUCAAGGCCGGUCGCCUGAGAUACGAUCAGUGCUGACACGUAGAAUCCUCACCAAUUUCUCGAAUUUGAGGGUGUUCAAUAUUGGCCAUGUAUUUACACGUCCUGAAGAUAUAAUGGUCUGGAUGAGAAGCUGCUGUCAAACUCUGGAAGAGGUCCAUUUCGAACACCUCUGUUUUGAGCCCGACCUUUUGAGGCGUGCUGAUUUCCGCUGGUCCAAGGUAUUGGAUUGCCUCCGGAAGCUUCAUUGGAACCGACUGCAGAAAUUUACACUUCUGGAUUGCGAUAGUCAGUACAAGGACGGAAACCCACUUGAAGUCCACGACUAUAUCAAAGGCUUGGUCAACACUGAUCCACUCUUAAUGCGAAGACAAGUCUUAGGGAAGUCCAACGAUGACAAGCUAAGGAGUUCUGAAGGCUACUUUGAUGAUUCCGAGGCAUCGCUGCCCUCUUCGGGAUCUAUGGAUCAUCUCCAUGAUUCUGAGUCUCUGGCAGACUUUAGCGAUACCAACUCCAAUGGAGAACCAAACGGACUCUGGGGGACUGUGGCAGCCUUUGAUCUUCUUGAUUUUGAUUGGGACGUAAUCAGAACACCUCCAGCCUCGUUCGCUCCAGCAACUGAAGGAAUCUUGGAAGACGGGGACAACGCAGGAGAAAGCAGUUAUUUCUGA